AUGGUCCCCCGUCGUCGAUUCAGCCGUCGAUUCGCAGUCGUAGCCGCCGGAGCUGUCCUCCUCUUCCUAUGGCAUGUCUGGUCUUUACAAUCAGACUUGCAAGCUCCAUCAGGCAAUACAAAGACGAAGACGAGCUCCAGCAGCGGCACCAACCCCGAAUAUGUCGGCGAACCGGCCCCUAUAUGCCCACCCUUCCCCGGUAUCGAUGACGUAUUGGUCGUGAUGAAGACAGGUGUUACCGAAGCUCGCGACAAAGUCCCGAUUCACUUCCAGACGACCCUGCGCUGCAUCCCGCACUACGUGAUUUAUUCGGAUUUCGAAGAGGUUAUCGAGGGUGUGACGAUCCAUGAUGCGUUCCGCACGAUGGACCCUGAAGUCAUGGAGCGGGUCCCAGACUUCGAUAUCUAUAACCGGAUCGCCAGGUCCGGGCGCCAGGGUCUAGAGCAGAACGACUUCGCCGACGAAGAUAACUCCGCUAUUGGGAAACCAAAUAACCCCGGAUGGAAGCUUGAUAAGUGGAAGUUCUUGCCCAUGGCGCAAGAGGCGCUGCAGGCUAAGCCGGACGCGAAGUGGUUCGUCUUCAUGGAGGCUGAUACGUACGUCUCGUGGCCGACGCUGCUAGCCUGGCUAGCUAGGUUCAAUCCUAGCGACCCGCUCUACAUCGGUACAGAGACGCAGAUUGCAGACGUGAUCUUCGCCCACGGCGGUUCGGGCUUCAUUCUCUCCAACUCCGGGCUGACAGCCGCAUCAAACGAGUACGAAGCGCGCCGUGCUGAGUUAGACGAAUUCACAAAUGGACACUGGGCUGGCGACUGCGUUCUUGGAAAGGUGUUAGCUGAUGCGGGUGUGCAGCUACUCUACUCGUGGCCCAUACUUCAAAACUCCAAUAUUGGCGAGCUGGACGAGUUCGAUCAAUCACUCUACCGAAACCCGUGGUGCUAUGCCUCCGUCGCAUUCCACCACCUCAGCUCAACUGAGAUUCAAGACCUUUGGAAAUUCGAAAAAAAGCGAUGGCAUGAUAAAAACAAGCGCAUCCUCCUUCACAGCGACAUGUUCCGCGAAUUCAUCUUCCCGCAAAUCGCAGCACACCCUUCCCGACUCAACUGGGACAAUUUCUCCGAGCAAGAAGACCUGGUGGCAUCUACCUUCGAAGAGUGCGAAGCUCUCUGCGAAACCAAGCCGCUUUGCGUGCAAUACUCCUUCCGCGAUGGGAAGUGCUUUACCAAUGAUCGUCCUCGUCUCGGCGUAUCCCCCAAGCACGGCCAAUCUACGUCGGGGUGGUUGACAUCUCGUAUUCGAAAUAUCAUGGAUGAGAAAGGGCUGUGUCGGCAGUCUGAGUUUGGGCUGUAG
This is a messenger RNA of Penicillium taxi, 1350 nucleotides long. Its product is annotated as glycosyltransferase family 31 protein. NCBI's taxonomy places the organism in Eukaryota, Fungi, Ascomycota, Eurotiomycetes, Eurotiales, Aspergillaceae. Gene Ontology annotation, cellular component: membrane. The transcript is spliced from 2 exons. Gene Ontology annotation, molecular function: glycosyltransferase activity. Bases 1 to 1350 code for a protein of 449 amino acids. The record is from RefSeq and is a predicted model, not a curated record.